Fusarium subglutinans is the source of this 1074-nucleotide messenger RNA. RefSeq names its product PHB depolymerase family esterase. Gene Ontology annotation, biological process: carbohydrate metabolic process. Gene Ontology annotation, molecular function: cellulose binding; hydrolase activity. The transcript is spliced from 7 exons. Gene Ontology annotation, cellular component: extracellular region. NCBI's taxonomy places the organism in Eukaryota, Fungi, Ascomycota, Sordariomycetes, Hypocreales, Nectriaceae. Bases 1 to 1074 code for a protein of 357 amino acids. The record is from RefSeq and is a predicted model, not a curated record.
AUGAAGUUAACAGCCUACAUCAGCCUCUGGCUGCUAACUCUUCUUCACUCAACUCUCGCUGCAGAUGUUGUCCCCAGGUCUACCUUUACUGAGGUAACCAACUACGGCGAUAACCCCACAGGUACUCGAAUGUGGCUGUAUGUUCCGAAGACGCUGGCUUCGAGUCCUGGCAUAGUCGUCGGUAUCCAUUGGUGUACCGGUAGCGCUCAAGCAUACUACCAGGGUACACAAUGGGCACGCUACGCCGAGACAUAUGGCUUUAUUGUUAUCUACCCUCAGACGCCAUAUACCCAGGAUAAUUGCUGGGAUGUAGCAUCAAAGAUGACGUUGACUCACGAUGGCGGCGGUGCUAGUACCUCGAUCGCCAAUAUGGUCAGGUAUAUCACCAAGGAAUACAAUACCGAUAAGAGUAAAACCUUUGUUACAGGUACUUCCUCAGGAGCUAUGAUGACUAAUGUUAUGGCCGCAACCUACCCUGAUAUCUUUGCAGCAGGAAUUGCAUAUGCAGGUGUCCCAGCCGGUUGCUUCAAGAGCGCAGAUAAUAUUCCCGAUUUCUGGAACUCAACAUGUGCCACCGGCCAGUCAAUCUACACCCAGACUCAGUGGGCCAAUGUUGUGAAGGAUAUGUAUCCUGGAUAUACUGGAUCACGACCCAAAAUGCAGAUCUAUCACGGGUCGGUAGAUCAGGUAUUGAAUGUACAGAACUACUACGAAACCAUUAAACAAUGGACUGGCGUGUUUGGUUAUUCAACUGACCCGCAAUCCACGACGCCUAACUUCCCACGGAGCCCGUAUACCAGAUACACGUUUGGCGAUAAGCUGCAGACGUUCUUGGGUCAGGGUAUUAAUCAUUCGAUUGAUGUGUUCCCAGAGGAAGACUUAAAGUGGUUUGGUUUCGCUGAUCCAGUAAAGCCUUCAUCCACUACUACCGCCACAACACCGACAGAUACUGGUAGCUUGGAGGUUUCUCCUCAGUGGGGUCAAUGUGGUGGCAUAGGUUGGACAGGUCCCAAACAAUGUGCAAGUUCAUUCAAAUGUGUCAAGAUUAACGAUUGGUAUUCCCAGUGUCAGUAG